AUGGAUGACCGGAUCUAUAACGCCGCUAUCACUUUGCUCUGCUUCUACGCGAUCGCCAGGAUCGGGGAGGUGCUCGCUGCAAGCCGGCGGGACCUACUGACGCCCGAGGAUGCUUUGGAUCCUGCUGGGAAGCUUUAUCUUCUCAUUAGGUCUCCGAAGACCCGUCAUCGUGGAGCCCGGAUUCAACAUGCCACUGUCGAAGCCCCUCAGGAUGUUCUGAGCUUCAUUAUUGCUGUCUUUCAGGACUUGGACCCCGAACUCAAGCUUUUCGGCGGCUCAGCUGGCGUCUAUCGUCGCCGGUGGGAUGAGGUGCUCCGAGAUCUUGAAGUGCCCAAGAACCUCAGACUGACUCCUGGCUCUCUUCGCGGUGGUGGAGCUGUGACAGCUCAUAAGAGAGGAGUGCCUAUUCAGGAGCUGCAAUGGAGGAUGCGUCUCGGACACCAAAACACUUUGGCGCACGACUUGCAGGAGACGACAGCUGCUUCAGUGUUGCCUAGUUUGUCUUCGAGCUCUCGCAAAUCCGUCCUUGCGGCCGACGCCCUCCUUCCUUUUCUUCUUUCUCCUUGA
This is a messenger RNA of Symbiodinium sp. CCMP2592, 567 nucleotides long. NCBI's taxonomy places the organism in Eukaryota, Dinophyceae, Suessiales, Symbiodiniaceae. The record is from the annotation of a GenBank genome assembly.